GUCCAUCUGGUCAGUGAGCCGUGGAGCCCUCUCUCCAACCUGCUUCCACGGGGAUCUGCUUCCUGACAGUGAGAGAUGACUGUAGCCUGGAGACAUCUGCUGAGAGCUUUGCACCUGCAGACCUUAUCUCCCAGGACCCCCAAGGCGGGCCCUUCCCUGAAUGGUGCUUUCUGGACAUCUGUGACCAAACUCGGUCUUCAUACAAAGCCCAUCAUGCCUCCGUGUGACUUCACACCUGAAAGAUACCAGUCGAUCGCCUACAGCCGAGUCCUGGACAUUCACAAGCAACACCUUUCUCCUGUGCAGACGGCCUAUUUCCCAGAGCCUCUGCUGCUCCAUCAGGGCCACAUGGAGUGGCUCUUUGAUUAUGAGGGAAACAGAUACCUGGAUUUCUUUUCUGGGAUUGUCACUGUCAGCGUUGGUCACUGCCACCCGAAACUAAACGCCGCGGCACAAACGCAGCUUGGCCGCCUGUGGCACACAAGCCCCGUCUUCUUCCACCCUCCCAUCCACGAAUACGCAGAGAAGCUUUCAGCGCUUCUUCCUGAGCCUCUGAAGGUCAUUUUCUUGGUGAACAGUGGCUCAGAAGCCAAUGACCUAGCCAUGCUGAUGGCCAGAGCACACACAAAUAACACAGACAUCAUUUCUUUCAGAGGAGCCUACCAUGGGUGCAGUCCUUACACAAUUGGCCUGACCAAUGUAGGGUUCUACAAAAUGAGAAUCCCCACUGGGAUGGGCUGCCGAUCCACAAUGUGCCCAGAUGUUUUCCGUGGGCCUUGGGGAGGAAGCCACUGCCGAGAUUCUCCAGUGCAAACAACGAGGGAAUGCAGCUGUGCACCAGACUGCUGCCAAGCCAAAGACCAGUAUAUUGAACAGUUCAAAGACACCCUGAGCACUUCUGUGGCCAAAUCCAUUGCUGGAUUUUUUGCAGAGCCAAUUCAAGGGGUGAGUGGAGUGGUUCAGUACCCGAAAGGGUUUCUAAAGGAAGCCUUCGAGCUGGUGCGUGAGCGGGGAGGCGUGUGCAUUGCAGAUGAGGUGCAGACAGGAUUUGGAAGGUUGGGUUCUCACUUCUGGGGCUUCCAAACCCAUGACGUCCUGCCAGAUAUUGUCACCAUGGCUAAGGGGAUUGGGAAUGGCUUUCCCAUGGCGGCAGUUGUGACAUCUCCAGAGAUUGCCGAGUCUUUGGCCAAAUGCCUGUUUCACUUCAACACCUUCGGGGGGAACCCCGUGGCCUGUGCCAUUGGAUCAGCAGUGCUUGAGGUGAUUCAAGACGAAAACCUACAAGAGAACAGCCGAGAAGUGGGCACCUACUUGUUACUGAAGUUGGCUAAGCUGCGGGAUGAAUUCGACAUUGUUGGAGAUGUCCGAGGCAAAGGCCUCAUGAUAGGAAUAGAGAUGGUGAAGGAUAAGACAAGCCGCCAGCCUCUUCCCGAGGAAGUAAAUCAAAUCCUGAUGGACUGCAAAUGCAUGGGGCUGCUGAUUGGCAGAGGUGGCAUUUUUUCUCAGACGUUCCGCAUUGCACCCUCGAUGUGCAUCACUAAACCAGAAGUCGAUUUUGCGGUGGAAGUAUUCCGUUCGGCCUUAAUCCAACACAUGGAGAGAAGAGCUAAAUAAAUACCUUUUAAAUAAAAAAAUCACAAGCCUCAAGAACUUCCCACUUAGGCUCAAGAGUGAAUUUGAGAAAUUCCAGAACCACUGGUGUUAGUUGUAAGUAGUUGACUGCCUCGCAGUCGUAUUUGUUAACGGAGCCUCUGUUAUCCUGAGAAAGCCGUCCUUUAGGAAUGGGUGUCUCUCCCUAGCUCAGAAGUAGAUCCUAAUUAGUCUAGGUUACUUAUGGUCGUUUGAUUCCCUUUGUGGUAACAGUUUAGGCCUGAUAUGUGACACGAUUCCUGAAGGAGAAUCUCUUGAUGGAGGUGCCUUCAGGGAAAGUUUCUUCAUCUUUUGCUUUUCAUCUCUGGAAGAGAUGUCCUUUUUCUUGCACUGAAGAGUCCUAUAUCAGGAUGGGACUGUUCCAGCCAUGCAGCCACAUUGUGGCCAGGGCUUAUUUGCUGAGGUUGGAGGAUAGAAGGAAGCUGAGUCCUUAGUGAUGUCAGUGGGCACUGAUUUAACCAAUCCUGGAGCCACCUUACCUUGGGGCUUCUUGUUAUAUGGGAUAAUAAAUCAAUACAUUGCACAA
This is a messenger RNA of Sus scrofa (pig), 2176 nucleotides long. RefSeq names its product alanine--glyoxylate aminotransferase 2 (gene AGXT2). Gene Ontology annotation, cellular component: mitochondrion. The record is from RefSeq and is marked validated. Gene Ontology annotation, biological process: glyoxylate catabolic process. Lineage: Eukaryota; Metazoa; Chordata; Mammalia; Artiodactyla; Suidae. Gene Ontology annotation, molecular function: pyridoxal phosphate binding; L-alanine:glyoxylate transaminase activity.